UCCUCUCAGCUUCCAUACAGCACCACCACCUGCCAGAACUGAAACUCCCCAGGACCUGCUGGGGCUCACAUUGGCUUUCAAUCCCUCUCGCUGGCCCCCAAUGAGAGAAAAGGUGGGUGCAGGUCUCUUAAGAGCUGAGGGUUAAGGGCAUUGAACUAACACCCAAACUUGUGCCCUCUGCCCCCCUCUUCCCCCCCCUCCCACAAAGAUACCUGCACCCUCCAUGCGGAGCCAAGAUGGGGAAUGGAAUCGAGGAAGAUUAUAACUUUGUCUUCAAAGUGGUGCUGAUCGGUGAGUCAGGCGUGGGCAAGACCAAUCUGUUGUCCCGAUUCACUCGCAAUGAGUUCAGCCACGACAGUCGCACCACCAUCGGAGUUGAGUUCUCUACCCGCACCAUAAUGCUGGGCACCGCUGCAGUCAAGGCACAGAUCUGGGACACAGCUGGCCUGGAGCGAUAUCGAGCCAUCACCUCUGCGUACUAUCGUGGAGCAGUGGGGGCCCUCCUGGUGUUCGAUCUAACCAAGCACCAGACGUAUGCCGUAGUAGAACGCUGGCUGAAGGAGCUCUAUGACCACGCCGAGGCCACUAUUGUUGUUAUGCUGGUAGGGAACAAAAGUGACCUUAAUCAGGCCCGGGAGGUGCCUACUGAGGAGGCCCGAAUGUUUGCAGAAAACAAUGGGCUACUAUUCCUGGAAACUUCAGCCCUGGACUCCACCAAUGUUGAGCUGGCCUUUGAGACUGUCCUCAAAGAGAUUUUUGCGAAGGUGUCCAAGCAGAGGCAGAAUAGCAGCCGGACCAAUGCUAUUGCCCUGGGCAGUGCCCAGCCUGGCCAGGAGCCUGUCCCUGGGGAGAAAAAGGCCUGUUGCAUCAGCCUCUGAUCUUUGCCAUGGUCAACCCUGUUCCUGGAACCUUCUGGUCCCCUCCCACCCCCAGCCAAUACAGGACAUUUUCCUGACCUUUAGUUCCCUGAUCACAGAGACUCAGAGCCCUAGGGUCUUCAUGUCCCACCACACCCAUCUAUCAUCUGUCCACCCCUUCGAAUAAAGCUGUUUUGUACCCAU
This is a messenger RNA of Perognathus longimembris pacificus (Pacific pocket mouse), 1061 nucleotides long. RefSeq names its product RAB25, member RAS oncogene family (gene Rab25). The transcript is spliced from 5 exons. The record is from RefSeq and is a predicted model, not a curated record. NCBI's taxonomy places the organism in Eukaryota, Metazoa, Chordata, Mammalia, Rodentia, Heteromyidae. Gene Ontology annotation, cellular component: recycling endosome. Gene Ontology annotation, molecular function: GTPase activity; GTP binding. The coding region runs from base 237 to 878 and encodes 213 amino acids. Gene Ontology annotation, biological process: exocytosis.